AUGGGUCAAUUCGGAUUCCUCAACGACCUCGUGUGGACGGAGCCCAAGGCCCCGGCCGUGAAGGGAGCCAUCAGCCCCGAGGACGCGCUGAACGCCAGGAUCUUCGGUUUCCUGUGGCUCGGAUCUGUCUACGGCAUCGCCAUGAUCUGGUGGGCGCUCGCACUCCUGUCCCGCUGGGAUCGCUCAAGGGAGACGGGUGCUGGCUCUGUCCUGCUUGCUUUCAUGCUCAGCACCGCCUGGCCCGUCGUCAUGGUCUACCUGAUUGCCAACCCGAUAUAA
Messenger RNA from Pyricularia grisea, 279 nucleotides. RefSeq lists its product as uncharacterized. The coding region runs from base 1 to 279 and encodes 92 amino acids. The record is from RefSeq and is a predicted model, not a curated record. The transcript has a single exon. Lineage: Eukaryota; Fungi; Ascomycota; Sordariomycetes; Magnaporthales; Pyriculariaceae.